This is a messenger RNA of Cylicocyclus nassatus, 597 nucleotides long. NCBI's taxonomy places the organism in Eukaryota, Metazoa, Nematoda, Chromadorea, Rhabditida, Strongylidae. The record is from the annotation of a GenBank genome assembly.
AUGGUUAUUUUUGAGGAAUACGUAUGUGCCCAAGAAAACGAUGCCUAUAGAUAUGCAUGGAAGAAUUAUGUUGAGGACGACUUGGUCGGGCAAAACAUAUUUGUUGCUUAUGUCAGUCGAAGUUAUUACUACUACAAUAAUGGCACAGACAUAGCUGAUCUGCUCAUCAAUUACUGGGCAAACGAACAUGGGUUGUGCGAUCAGACCGCAAAACCUUCGCCAGUAAAUAUGAAAGCAACAGGACUAAGCGUUUCGUAUGUCUUGAUGGCCCUUAUGACCCUGUUCCUCUGGACUGGAGCCGAAGCAAUGGCCGAAAGUAAAAAACUGCCGCCGCCAUCAAAGCCGCAAUCACCUGCAGGUGGCCAUUCUCCAAGAGCUUCUACACGACAGUACAGGAGAAACUCCUCACCCAGAGAAGAACCCCGUUCACGUCCAAUUGGAUAUCUGCCUGGCGGCCAGCUAAGACACAACCCAGCAUAUGUGAAUAGCAUUCGUGAACGCAAUGCACUCCGUAGUAAUUCUCGUAAUUCACAUUAUGCUUUUCCACGCUCUGGAGGCUCUCGACGUUGAAAGUUGCAUCUUACAAUAGCACCAGCA